Molecule: messenger RNA, 1708 nt
Organism: Exaiptasia diaphana
Lineage: Eukaryota; Metazoa; Cnidaria; Anthozoa; Actiniaria; Aiptasiidae
Exons: 2
Coding region: 270-1295 (341 amino acids)
Source: RefSeq, a predicted model, not a curated record
AAACUUAUGAUAAUUYAAGAAAUUCAUAUGACUUCCGCUCUACUCGAUAAAUAAUGAGAAUUUCAUUCAACGCCAGCUGACAAUCGAAACCGGAAAUUGCUGGCUCAAUAUAUCAAUUCUAUUUUGGUCUGGGAAAACCCCGAAAGUCGUUUUCCUGCUCGCAUAAAAAACAUCACCAGAUACUUUGCACUUUGUCAAAGGGCACAGUCUGCCAUAGUAUGUCMUUACAAUCAAUAACAAAGUCUCACAAGAAACAUUAUCGGUGAAAAAUGGACAGAAGUUUUCUCAGUUACGAAGCCAUAGAAGUCCUUUUAUCUGCUUCGAUAACCGUUAAUCUUUGUUUGGUGUUUUAUUUGAGUUUGCCGUGGGCCUUUAACCUCUGCAAGAAGGAUAAAGAACUCACUUCAGACCUUCAAACGAACUCCACUGCCUUCAUCAACCGUAUAUCGAGCAGUCUUCCGUUCUACGUGGCAUCCCCAAUAUGCAGUGUCGUCCUGACAUUGACAUCUAAUGUCCUUCAAGAUCCUUUCUUCGCCUUCGAUCGUCCUCUUCGCAUUGCCUUCUCUGUAGCUUUGGGUCAGUUUAUUUAUAAAAUAGCUGAAUCCCUGUACUGGCAUAAGACUAGUAACUACAGACCAAUARUAAUCCACCACAGUGUGGUAAUAGCAAUAYUUGCAGUCAUUUUAUACUACCAACAAUGCGCUGUCAUGGGAUUGGUAGGACUGUUAUUGAAGGGGAGUUUUGCAUUUGCCGAAUUCGACUACGAAAAAUUCUCAAAUGUUCUAAAAAAGAGAAAUUCGUCCAAGACACUGAUGGUCACAUCGUCAACGGUCUUCGUUGUAGCAAUAGUUCUAAAAGGACUAGUYCCAGGUUCCUUGAUUUUGUACUCUGUUGCUACGUCAUCGAGAGAGCUUCUUCAGGUCCAGUAUGUACCUCUGKCUUUUUUCUUCCUAAGUCUGGUUUUCUUCUCGGCAGUGUCAGGUUGGUUUAUCAAAGAUGCGUUUUACUGUCUCAAAGACAUGUUACAUUGUGAGCGACACAUCGAAUUAAUGAAAUUUCAGCAGCCAACCACUGUGGUUAACCACCASGGUCUGGUGCAGUUGAUAGAGGCAUCCAAUGGAACCGCCAUUGUGCGCUGCAAUGACUUGUGGGACAGAGACUUGAACUCUCUGUGUAGUGCGCAUGCGCUACAGAGUAAAGUGGACAAUUCAGAAUUCGUUGAGAUUGAAUUAGAGGUGUCAGCGGAAUCCAAGACAACGAAUAUUCCUGCAUCAAAGCACCAAGAUUUCAUAUAGACAUUUAACUCGAGUAUUUUUAGGGACUCAGGUUCGGCAUUUUAGUYAAAGAAARCAGAGCGUUGAAAACAAACAUCAUUUAGUGUAAAUUUUAGUAUGAACUAGAGUUGGUUUUGUAAACCCGUGAAAUUUCUUAGUCGAGAAUUAUAAGUGGACCGUACGCGUAUUGUAAAUAGAUAUAGUACACGCUUUUCAGCGUUUCAAUUCUUUAAYAAGUUGUAAAAACUCUUARCAACACAAAACAAAACGGAWUAUCUAAAAUAGAAUUCAAAGAAUKCCUUUGCCUUGGAUUUGCCAACAGAAAAUUGUAUUGUAGUAUAACUUUGGGGAACCUACAUAUUAAAGCCUUAUCAAUGAAAGAUGCAAACAAGCAAAUAAGAAUGAAAAUAUAAAGAAAAGUGCAAUGUACAAAA